GAUGAGACAGUAAUGGAAAGAAUAGUUGGACUGACAGAAAUGUUCCCAGAUAAGGUGAGGUCCUCAUUGUUGGCAGCUUGCAAGGGCACAUACUUUGGAGGGAAAUGGAUUUUUAAUGCUGCAAAAGUUACCAUGUGGGUCUUAUCUACAUCCCUCGUUAUUCUGGCGUUGCCAAUUGCUUUUGAGAGUGAAAAAAGCAAUACUGAAGAAAAUCAACUACUACAGCAAAGACAGAUGUUACUGGGACCAAACGUAGCAGUGUCAGGUCCCCAUAGCAACCUGCCUCACAUGCCUGUUGUGUCUCCAACAGCUUGA
Molecule: messenger RNA, 315 nt
Organism: Helobdella robusta
Lineage: Eukaryota; Metazoa; Annelida; Clitellata; Rhynchobdellida; Glossiphoniidae
Exons: 2
Biological process (GO): intracellular protein transport
Cellular component (GO): mitochondrial outer membrane
Source: RefSeq, a predicted model, not a curated record